AUGGCUUCAAACGAAUCGACAGAAAUAGAAAAGAAUCCUUAUGCGUAUCUCGAAAGGAACGACUUUACAUCGGAGAAGUAUAAAAUUGAGGUACAUGGUUUACCAAAGUAUUACGGAAUAGGUGAAUUUAAAAAGCUUUUAAAUGAAAAGCUAGACCUACAGUCGUGUAAGAUAAAACCUCCGAAACGGAGUAGCGGGUGGCUUUAUGUGUCUUUUAGAAACGAGGAAAGUCGCCGGAAAGCUAUAGAGACAUUAAAUGGGAUUUUAUGGAAAAAUUGUAAGCUCAGUGCACAGAUUGCGAAACCUGCACCAGACCCAUUUGUAAAAAGGAGACUGGAAGAAGAGACUACAAAGAAACGCUUGAAAUUACACGAAGAUGAUCAAAAUAUAUCCAUAGAAGAGAAAGUUAAAUUAACUACAAUUCCUCUUUGGAAUAUGCCUUAUCCAAAUCAAUUGGAACUGAAGCAAAAAGAAAUGCAUUCGAUUUUAUCAACCAUUUGUAACCAAAUGUUGAAAGAAAGCAAAGGUGAACUGUUAGAGUGGUUAAAUCACCAAAAGACUAAAUAUCAAGGACUACCUUGUGAAUUGCUUCCUAUUUUGAGUACAGACACAAUCACAGAAUACAGAAAUAAAUGCGAAUUUACAGUUGGUAAAGGAGAGAAAGAGAAUGCAGUUGUAAUAGGAUUCAGGUUAACCAGUUAUGCAGCUGGUUCCACAGCGGUGGGGCCCAUUGACAAUCUUUGUCACAUUCCUAAUAAAAUGAAAGUCGUGGUUAAAGUGCUCGAAGAAUUCAUGAAAAACACUGAAUUAAAACCUUUUCAUCCAGUUGAUCAUAGUGGAUACUGGAGACAAGUCACCGUCAGAACCACUCUCCGCGAUGAUCUGAUGGUGAUAGUGGGAAUACACCCUCAAACUUUGAGCCCGGAGAAAUUAGAGGAAUUAAAGUCACAAUUGAAAGCAUUUUUUGAAACUGGGAAUGGUGCACAAGCAAGGGUGACAUCGUUGUACCUUCAGAUAAUGAAACUAAAAAGCGUCAACGAAAAAAAUGAAAACAAUUUUUAUCACAUUAGCGGAACGAAAUACAUAGAGGAAACGUUGUUUGGCAUGAAGUUUCGCAUAUCUCCUCAAGCGUUCUUUCAAGUGAACACAUCAGGUGCUCAGGUGUUGUACAAAGCAGCGAUCGACUUGGCAAAACCGACCACAGACACCGCGCUCCUCGAUAUUUGUUGCGGUACCGGAACGAUCGGCCUCGCAUUUUCAAAGCAUCGUACGGAUAAGAAACAGACGCGUAUACGAUUUCAGUAUUGCGGCGAGGUGUUUGGGUUGGAAAUGAUAGAGGACGCUAUCAAAGAUGCCAAAGAAAAUGUCGUCGCGAACAAAAUAUCAAACUGUGAAUUUUUUGUCGGCAAAGCCGAGGAUGUUUUGUCUCCUGUAAUUCGGAGAACUACCAAACCCGAUAUUAUUGCUGUCGUGGAUCCACCUCGAGCCGGACUUCAUCAGAGAGCGUUGUUAACCAUGCGCAGGGCAAAAAAAUUGUCGAGGUUGAUAUAUGUAUCUUGUGAUCCUCGGGCAGCUGCAAAAAAUUUAGUAGAUCUAUCCAGGCCCGCCUCGAAGCAGUACAUCGGCGAGCCUAUGGUGCCGAUAAAAGCGGUCGCUGUAGAUAUGUUUCCGCACACCAAACAUUGCGAAUUAGUUCUAUGUUUGGAAAGGUUAUCCGUAGCUAUGAAAUCGCGGACUGAUUCUACAGAGCGAUAA
Messenger RNA from Heterotrigona itama, 1755 nucleotides. Lineage: Eukaryota; Metazoa; Arthropoda; Insecta; Hymenoptera; Apidae. The record is from the annotation of a GenBank genome assembly.